This is a messenger RNA of Rana temporaria (common frog), 8945 nucleotides long. It is a transcript of the gene NAV2, whose product is annotated as neuron navigator 2. Gene Ontology annotation, biological process: neurogenesis; nervous system development. The record is from RefSeq and is a predicted model, not a curated record. Bases 701 to 7930 code for a protein of 2409 amino acids. Gene Ontology annotation, molecular function: ATP hydrolysis activity; ATP binding; protein binding. NCBI's taxonomy places the organism in Eukaryota, Metazoa, Chordata, Amphibia, Anura, Ranidae. The transcript is spliced from 40 exons.
CACACACACACUCUCAGCUCAGAGAAGAACCUGCUAGUGACACAUUACUAUUCUGCUGAAGUCCACAGGUUGGGGCUGAUCCCGUCACUACUACGCUGAGAUCCCCCCCCCCUGUCCAGCUGCAGCAAAAGGAUAUCCUCAUCUCCCAGACACAUUUUUCCUCUUCUCGCCUUCCAGCAACCCUGAGCCUCUAACUGGUAUUAUGAUUAAAGAGGAUUGAUUCCCUCUAAAGCAAAUAUACAAGGGCACAUCAGUCAUUAUCGCAGUAAAGCUGCAUCUGCUUCUUGGCUCAGGCUGAAGAAAAAUAGAGACAUCUUAAGCUGCUUGGAAGCCAACGCUGCCCAUCAGGACAGAACCCAACACAUAUGCUGCGUCUCUUCCUUGAGAACACCCUUCGGAGACGAUGCCGAUGAGAUAAUGAACAGAAGUCUUCCGUUUCCCGAGAGGCGAAUUACAGGUGUCUCCCCGUGAGAAGAUUCCGAUGAACGGAGACGAACAUGAGUCCCGGUCGUUGUACAUCAGAAGGGCUCGUUAUGACGAUGGCGACUCCAGUUCGUUAGUGGGAUUCAUGUGCGUUGCCGCCUCGCUCUGCAGUGGAGGUGAUUGAAAGGUUUUUUUUUUUUUUUCUCCGUCUAGCAAGCUUACUCUCGUAGAAAGAGAGAGAGAGACGAUCGUGUCGAGAGAAGGGUUAGUGGAAAAGAUGCCAUCCAUCCUGGUGGCCUCCAAGAUGAAAUCGGGUCUGCCCAAACCGGUCCACAGCGCCGCACCAAUCCUCCAUGUACCAGCAAGGACAAUCCCCCAGCCCUGUUACCUCAAAUUGGGAAAUAAGGUAGAUGUCGCGAAGCCCGCUUACCCCAGUCAGAUCUCGCUGAAGCCCCAGUAUGGCUACGAGUCCACCGGGGAGGCAUUGCCCAUCAAGAAGACGGAUUCUGAAGAAAAUGUCUUCGACACACAGAUUUACACAGACUGGGCCAACCACUACCUGGCCAAAUCCGGCCACAAGCGUCUGAUAAAAGACCUCCAGCAGGAUGUGACGGACGGGGUGCUGCUGGCCGACAUCAUUCAGGUCGUCGCGAAUGAGAAGGUUGAAGACAUCAAUGGCUGCCCCAAGACAAGAUCACAAAUGAUUGAGAAUAUUGAUUCGUGCCUGAGCUUCCUGGCAGCCAAAGGAAUUAACAUACAAGGCCUGUCAUCUGAGGAGAUCAGGAAUGGGAAUUUGAAGGCCAUUCUAGGCCUGUUUUUCAGCCUGUCGCGCUUUAAACAACAGCAACAACAGAAACCCCAAAGUUAUCACCACCAGCCCCCUCCGGCCACCCAGCAGCAUUCAGGAACGCCAAGCCAGUGCCAGCAGCCAUAUCACCCCUCCGGUACCCUCCAUGCCCAGAACUACUCAGCCGCUCCAGUCCAGUGCCAACAACCGCAGCAACCUCCCCAGUCGCAGAUUAAAGCACAGUCGGAAAUGCAUUCCAGUUCAUCCUCCAAAGACCCGAGAGAGGUCAAGUUCCUGCGCUUCUCCCUGGGACAGAGAAAAUGCUCGCGGCUCCCCGGCCCCAGUACCAGGACAUCUGCUGCAGGCAGCGAGGCCAAAACACGGGGCCCGGUCCCUGGGAACAGACGCAGUCACAGCUUUAACAACUACGACAAAGCCAAGCCAGUGAACCCCCCCGCGGCUGCGACUGAGAAAGAGCCGGCGGAGAGUUCUGUUUCGCAGCAGACAGGAAUGAAUGAAAAUGGAUUCUCAACGCUUUCCGCUAACAACUCAGCCAUACCCCAGCCUAACUCUGCAAAUAAACCUUGGAGGAGCAAAUCCCUCAGUGCAAAGCACACCAACACGUCUUCCAUUCUGUCCGUCAAGCAACCCACGCCGGACAGCAGCUCUAAACAACCUCAAGAACCCCCCAAACCCACGCCCAACAAUCAGAAAUCUAUGCUGGAGAAGUUAAAACUGUUCAAUAGCAAGGGGGGUUCUAAAAGCAGUCUAGAGGGCUCUCGGGAUACCAGCUGUGAAAGACUGGACACCCUCCCGAGCUUCGAGGAAGCCGACGAGAUGGAGAGCGCCGCGAGAAACACCAACAGCACAAGCCCAUCCGCGAACAGCCCCAAGAUAGCGCUCAAGGGCAUCGCUCAAAGGACACUUGGCCGGGCCCUGACCAACAAGAAAAGUUCUCCAAAAGGCAGCGAGAAAGAAAAGGACAAACAGAAAGAAAAGGAGAAGAACAAAGAGGUCGCCAAGAGGAUUUCCGUUACGGAAAAGACGGAGGUCAAAGAAGAAGCGAAAGAGGAACCUGCCCCCGCUUCCGCCGACAUGCCAAAAAAAUCCUCAAAGAUUGCCAGCUUCAUCCCCAAAGGGGGCAAGAAGGAGGGCUCUGCCGCCUCUCACAGUGGGAUACCAAAACCAGGGAUUAAAACUGCCGCCCAGGGGAAGUCCUCAAGCGCCCCAACCAAGGACGGGGAGAGGAGCCGGAGCGGGAAGAGCAGUUCUGGGCUGUCUCUUCAGAAGCUUGACAAUAGGAAUUCAAGCUCUACGUCAAGUUUGGCCUCCUCUGAGGGGAAAGGGGUGGCCAGCGCAGGAGGAGGAGCCCAGCCGGCUAAUGGGCCCAGCGGGAAUAUGCAGACCACAGGAAGUAACACAGUCAGUGUCCAGCUACCUCAACCUCAACAGCAGUACAAUCACCCCAACACGGCCACCGUCGCACCUUUCAUGUACAGGUCGCAGGCAGACAGUGAAGGGAAUGUUUCGGUGGAGAGCAGUGCGGGAGGGAUACACAUGGAACCAACGCUGUAUAAUAAACCCGGAACGGCCUGUCUGGAGGAUCUGUCUGGGGAAGAUCCUGAAACUCGGAGAUUAAGAACUGUGAAAAACAUUGCUGACCUUCGACAAAACUUGGAAGAGACCAUGUCCAGCCUCAGGGGAACCCAGAUCACGCACAGCACGUUGGAGACCACAUUUGACAGCAACGUGACUACUGAAGUCAGCGGCCGCAGCAUGCUCGGCCUUGCCUCCCGAUCGGCUCCCAUGACGUGGAGAUUGGGACAGUCCAGCCCUCGUCUGCAGGCAGGCGAUGCCCCCUCUAUGGGCAACGGGUACCCUCAACGAGCCAGCGCCAGCCGCUUUAUAAGCUGCGAGUCCGGGCGCUACAUUUACUCCGGGCCUCUCAGGAGGCAGCUGGCGGCCAGAGGGAACCUGGGCCACGGCGACCUUUCUGAUAAAUGUGACGACUUGGACAUGGAGAGCGUCAACGUCGAUGCCACGGGAUACAUGAGCGACGGCGAUGUCCUCAGCAAGAACAUCAGAAGCGAUGAGAUCACUAGCGGCUACCUGACCGAUGGCGGGCUGGGUCUGUACACCCGAAGACUGAACCGACUACCUGACGGAAUGGCGGCUGUGCGGGAAACUCUUCAGCGGAACGCGUCGCCGGGACAGGGGGAUGCCGACAGUUGGGACGACAGCAGCUCGGUGAGCAGCGGCAUCAGCGAUACCAUCGACAACCUCAGCACUGAUGACAUCAACACCAGCUCUUCCAUCAGCUCCUAUGCCAACACGCCGGCAUCGUCCAGGAAGAACCUGGACACGCAGACGGACGCAGAGAAGCAUCUACACAUUGACCGCAAUGCGCUGUGGCCUGGCGAUGAUCGGAAGAAGUCGGAUGGCGGUUCAGAUAGCGGAGUGAAGAUGGAGUCUGGUUGUAAAUGGAGGAAAACCCCCUCAGACAUUUCGGAUGAGUCUGACAAAAGCACAUCGGGGAGGAAGAACACGGUCAUCUCACAGACCGGGUCCUGGCGGAGGGGGAUGACAGCCCAGGUGGGGAUAACAACACCCCGCACCAAACCAUCAGGGACGCUAAAGACACCCGGGACAGGCACCGGGAAAACCGACGAUGCAAAGGUCUCUGAGAAAGGUCGGAUUUCUCCAAAGUCUGCGCAGGUAAAGCGCUCCCCAUCGGACGCCGGCCGCAGCAGCGGAGACGAGACCAAGAAACCUCCGAGCAAUACCUCAAGGUCUAUCACAAACACCAACACGUUUGGCUUUAAGAAACCAGGAAGCACGGUCAUUGGCAUGCCUAUCAUGACCGCCAGCGGCGUCACCAUUACCAGCGGCUCUGCUACUUUAGGAAAAAUGCCCAAAUCCGCCGGGCUCAUCGGCAGGUCGGCGAACCGCAAGGCCAGCGUAGACGGCUCGCAGAACCAAGACGACGGCUACUUACAGCUGAGUGCCAGGACCAACCUUCAAUAUCGCAGCUUACCCCGGCCCAGCAAAUCCCGCAGCGGCGCCGGCAACCGAUCGAGCACCAGCAGCAUCGACUCCAACAUCAGCAGCAAGUCCGCCGGGCUGCCCGUCCCCAAAAUGAGGGAGGCCGGAAAAGUGACCCUUGGAAACUCUGUGCCGGGAUUUAUAAACCAGACCGACCGCGAGAAGGGGAUCUCCUCGGACAAUGAGAGUGUAGCGUCCUGCAACUCUGUGAAAUUAAACCCGGCGUCACAAGGAGCGCCCGGUGGUACCCGCCAGACAGGAAAUAAAUACCCUGACGUAUCUUCACCCACCUUACGCAGGCUUUUUGGAGGGAAGCCCAAUAAACCAGGCCCGGUCACAACUUCGGAGAACAUGAAAAACUCGGUGAUCAUUUCCAACCCCCACGCCACCAUGAGCGUCUCCUCUCACCCAGACUCGCCGUCCGGCAGCGGCAUCCUGAGCAGCGGAGGCAGCAGCCCUCUGUACGGGAAAGGCAUGGAUCUAAACCCGUCUCCCCUCGCCUCCAGCCCCGGCUCUGCCUAUUCCGCACCCUCCAACAGCUUGACCUGGGGCACCAACGCCAGCAGCUCCUCCGCCGUCAGCAAGGACGGGAUGGGAUUCCAGUCCAUCAGCAGCCUUCACACCAGCUGCGAAUCCAUCGACAUCUCGCUCAGCAGCAACAAUUCUCCCGGCGCUCUGACCGCAUCUCCCCGGGACGACUCCAUGUCUGGAUUCGCCAGGACGAAUAGCGUGAAGACCGCAAUGUCAGAGAGCCCUCUGUCCUCCCCUGGCGCUAGUCCUAAGUUCAGCAGAAACACUCUUCCCCGGAAGCAGGACAGUGACCCCCAUCUCGAUAGAAACACAUUGCCUAAGAAGGGAUUCAGGUAUGCACCGUCCUCCCAGCUCCGAGGUCAGGAUGAAACCAAGGAAUGGCUGCGUUCUCAUUCGGCAGGAGGGCUACAAGACACGGCCAGUAGCUCUCCAUUUUCACCUUGCUCCAGCAUUACUUCUCCUUCCGGAACUCGAUUUAACUUCUCUCAGCUCGCAAGCCCAACGGCUUCGUCACAGAUGAGUUUGUCAAACGCGGCGAUGCUCCGAACUCACAGCCUGUCCAACGCCGACGGCUCGUGUGACCACUACGGCGAGCCCCGCUUCCGAAACAGCUCCAUGUCAUUGGAUGAAAAGACCCGAACCAUGAGCCGCUCGGGAUCUUUCCGAGAUGGGUUUGAAGAAGUUCACGGCUCUUCCCUCUCUCUGGUAUCCAGCACGUCGUCCGUCUACUCUACACCCGAGGAGAAGUGUCAGUCUGAGAUCCGCAAGCUAAGAAGAGAGCUCGAUGCCUCGCAAGAAAAGGUUUCCGCUCUGACAACCCAGCUUAGUGCCAAUGCUCACCUUGUGGCUGCCUUUGAACAGAGUUUAAGCAACAUGACAUUCCGGCUGCAGAGUCUCACCAUGUCAGCAGAGCAGAAAGAUUCGGAGCUGAACGAGUUAAAAAAAACAAUCGACCUCUUGAAGAAGCAGAACGCCGCAGCACAAGCUGCUAUUAACGGUGUCAUCAACACCCCGGAGCUCAGCUGCAAAGGUAACGGGUCGAUGCAGUCAGCUGACCUGCGCAUUAGACGGCAGCACUCAUCGGACAGCGUCUCCAGUGUGAACAGCGCCACAAGCCACUCCAGCGUGGGAAGCAACGUGGACAGCGAUUCCAAGAAGAAGAAGAAUCGCAAGAACUGGGUGAAUGAGCUGAGAAGCUCCUUCAAGCAAGCCUUUGGUAAAAAGAAGUCCCCCAAAUCGGCGUCCUCUCAUUCGGAUAUCGAGGAGAUGACGGACUCCUCCCUCCCUUCCUCGCCAAAGUUAUCUCACAAUGGCUCCGUGUUGUCCACCCCACUCAUGCGGACCUCCCACUCCAAUUCUAUCCUUUCUGAGUGCACAGAUAGCGAAGCAGACAGCGUCUUACAGCUGCGCAACGAGCUGCGUGACAAGGAGAUGAAACUGACCGACAUAAGACUGGAGGCUCUGAGCUCCGCACAUCAGCUGGAUAUACUGCGGGAGGCCAUGAACAGGAUGCAGACCGAGAUUGAGAAGCUGAAAGCUGAAAACGAUCAUCUGAAGGCAGAGAAUCACGGGAAGUGCAGCAGAACGCCAUCCCAGAUCUCCAUUUCUUCCUCCCCAAGACAAUCCAUGGGCUUCACACAGCCAGGGAUGACGAUGACUGAAUCCUCCAGCCUGGACAUGCUGCUGGAAGAUUCUGCCGAUGGCACCCUGCGCAAGGAGAGCCGCCACGUCAAGAUUGUGGUCAGCCUCUUGGAGGAGGUGAAAUGGAGAGAGGACUGCCGGCCUCGCAUAUUUCUUAUUGGCUGUAUUGGUGUCGGUGGCAAAACCAAAUGGGAUGUCCUGGAUGGGGUUGUACGGCGGUUAUUUAAGGAGUACAUUGUUCACGUGGAUCCAAUCGGACAGCUAGGACUCAAUUCUGAGAGUGUAACCGGUUACAGCAUCGGAGAGAUCAAACGGACAAACACUGUGGCAACCCCGGAACUCCUUCCCUGCGGGUAUCUGGUGGGUGAAAAUGACACCAUCGCCCUCACAUUAAAAGGUCUCUCUGAGAACAGUUUGGACGCUCUGGUGUUUGAAACGCUGAUUCCUCGCCCGAUAUUACAGCGAUACGUCUCACUGCUAACAGAACAUCGGAGGAUUAUCCUGUCUGGUCCUAGCGGGACUGGUAAAACCUACCUCGCUAACCGGCUGUCUGAGCACAUGGUGCUGCGCGAGGGGCGAGAAAUUAGCGAUGGCGUCAUUGCUACUUUUAAUGUGGAUCAUAAGUCCAGCAAGGAACUGCGUCAGUAUCUCUCCAAUCUGGCCGACCAAUGUAACAGUGCGAAAAGUUCGGUGGACAUGCCUCUGGUCAUCAUCCUGGAUAAUCUGCACCAUGUCAGCUCCCUGGGGGAUAUCUUCAAUGGCCUUCUAAGCUGCAAAUACCACAAAUGCCCAUACAUCAUCGGCACUAUGAACCAGGCAACAUCCUCCACGCCCAACCUGCAACUCCACCACAACUUCAGGUGGGUGCUCUGCGCCAACCACACAGAGCCGGUAAAGGGUUUCCUGGGGCGCUACCUCCGGCGGAAGCUGAUCGAAACAGAAAUGACCAACCGAGUACGAAACGUGGAGCUGGUGAAGAUCAUUGAUUGGAUCCCUAAGGUGUGGCAACAUCUCAACCGCUUCCUGGAGGCUCAUAGCUCCUCUGAUGUCACCAUCGGUCCUCGCUUGUUCCUCUCCUGUCCCAUGGAUGUGGAUGGCUCUAGGGUCUGGUUUACAGAUCUCUGGAACUACUCAAUCAUUCCAUAUCUGCUGGAGGCCGUCAGGGAGGGGCUUCAGUUGUACGGCAGGAGGGCACCAUGGGAAGAUCCUGCUAAGUGGGUGAUGGACACGUACCCGUGGAGCGUUGUUCCCCAACAACAUGAGUGGCCAUCACUGCUGCAGCUGCGACCGGAAGAUGUUGGAUUUGACGGUUACUCUGUGCCAAGGGAGGGGGCCUCCAGCAAGCAAGCUCCAUCUGGAGACGGUGAAGGAGAUCCACUGAUGAACAUGUUAAUGAGGCUUCAGGAAGCCGCCAACUACUCCAGCCCGCAGAGCUACGACAGCGACUCCAACAGCAACAGUCACCAAGACGACGUCCUGGACUCGUCGCUGGAGUCCGCGCUCUGACGCCACUCCGCUGCCUCGACAGACAGCGGAACAAAAGACACUUUAUAGACUUUUUUUUGGGGGGUGCAGGUCACCCUUCCCGAAUACCGUUUUUAUUUGACAACGUGUAAGAAAUAUGGCUGCACUACUUGUAAGCGGCGGUAACGCCAAAACACUGAAAACAUUUUUUAAGUUGUAGACAGAACGGGCCUCGUGGUGCCGGGCUGGAGGGGAAGAGAGUUCACUGCCUAUGCUGCUGUAACCAAACACGAAAAAAAAAAAAAAGGCGUGCUGGACACUCCGCCUUCACAUAAUAACCUCACUGCAGAUAGUUGCCGACUAUGCUGCUUGCCUUGCUUUUGGCGUUAACCGGUGCUGGUUGGGGGGGGAUUGGUGUCGGCUGCAGAACAUUGUACAGCUAUGCAGGACAUAAUCAGUCCCUCUCCUGAACCCCGGGAGUGUAAGGGCUCGCACCUGUGUUGCUUGAGAAACUUAAAUGAUAAUUUGGUGAGCGUCAGUGGUCAAUUCUGGGAGACUUUCAGACUUGCGAUGAGACUUUAGAAGCCAAAAAAAAAAGACUAAGCCCCCUUACUGUUGUGAUGGUCAUUGAGUACAUAUAAACAAAGCUAUGCCAUGGGUUGGUCCGUUAGGUAGUUUUUUAAAUAAUUUAUCCAUGAACACACACAGGAGACAGAUAGAAUUCUGCAUAUUGCUGCCGAGGUCUUUGUACCUCUUUAAAGAGGACCUGUCAUGUCUUUAAAUGAGGUGCUACACAGUUCCCAAGAGCAUCAGAUAAGGUUUAACCUUCAGUCCCUGUACAGUCCUAUUACUGAGAAUGAUGGCAGAUGGGAGACCUAACCAAUAUAGCUUAAUGGUUGACUUCUGCUCUUCCUGGGGAAAAUGCUAUCCCCACCCCAUGUGACAGCAGUGGGUGUCUGGGGGGGUCACUCACAAGGGAGGUGGUCACCUGCUUAUCCUCAACCUCUACCCAUUAUUUCUUUUCAGUCUGGAGGGUACUCCUCUUCAGGGAAUGGAG